UCACUCAUUUGGGCAGUCACGGGGCCAAAACCAGUGUUUGGAGCCACAGUGUGGCGGUGGAGGCAGCAGCAAUGGGAGGCCAUACAGCAACCUAUGACAAAAUGGAAACCAGCAGGAGCGUGAGGAGACCUGAAAGUGGCACAUGGCAGAGUGGGAGCAAUGGGAGGCGGUACAGGGACCCAGGUCACACUGUGGGCCCAGCAGCAGCGUGACCAGGCGGUACGGGGGCCCAUGGCCGAUAUGGGGCUUGUGGCACCUAUGGAAGGCCUGUAAUCUGCCAGCAACCUAUGACAAAAUGGACAACCGCAGGAGUGUGAGGAGAUUUCAAAGUGGCACAUGGCAGAGUGGAAGCAAUGGGAGGCCGUACAGGGACCCAGGUCACACUGUGGGACCAGCA
Molecule: messenger RNA, 397 nt
Organism: Staurois parvus
Lineage: Eukaryota; Metazoa; Chordata; Amphibia; Anura; Ranidae
Source: the annotation of a GenBank genome assembly